AUGCACCGCCAUUCUGCCAAGUUUAAUUUCCCUGAUCGGCCCACAUGGCCCGUCGCUGAUGAGCACAUUACGAACCUAGCGGAAAUGUUCACCCGUCACAAUGCCGCUAAGAUUCUUGGAAUUCACUUAAUCCACGGCCAUUUCAAGAUCCCCCAGAGCACCGUCAUGCUUGGGACCAACUUUGAGAACCCCUCCCUUCGUUGGACUAAGGUCACCGAUAUUGAAAAGAUCGAUCCCGCCAGUGUCCAUGGACACAUCUUCGCCCUCACCAAGGACGGACUGUGCGCUUAUGAGCUGCAGGACGGGCCUCUUCCUGACCUGUCUGAUGUUGGACCGCUUUUCCUUGACGAGUUCAUCAACUACAUUAUCAGAAACAAUCUCACAAGCCUCAUUGGCCUUCAGGUCCUUGGUUGCGGUGAUGGCUGCAUGUCGGAACUCAUUCUCGAUCAAGGAACUGUCAUGCUGGAUUCGUCUUCCGUCAAGGACACUGUGCCAACCCGCAUCACAGGUUGGAAGUUUGAGACGGCCAAUGGCAACCCGCGUGUUUGCACGGCAAAUGAAACCCAUGCGCAGAUGACCUCGGGCAGCCACAAGACCGGGGAAGGUAGUUCCAGCGUCAGCAGCGACGAGCAGUACGACACCGAUCCGACAGAGCCUGAUUGCGACGAGGAUCAGCUCAAAGAUGCUGGUGAUGUUGCGCAACUUUUUGCAGACAAUGAACAUUAUCCCGAGUAUUACCGCCAGCAACUCGCAAAGUUUGACGAGUCUGUGUACACACAGGAGGAUUAUAGCAAAGGCACCACUGUCCUACUUGACCAAGUCGAGGCUCGUUGGAAACAAUUUUGUGCCUGCCUUUGCAAAGAUCCUGAACAAGAAUUCCGGAAGCUGUCCAUUGCAAUCUUGCAUACAUUUCUCGACAGGGCCUUGAAUUUGCGACGGGGCAAAAAUGGAAGACGCUUGCCUGGAAUCAAACGAAAAAGCUCACUAGAGACGUUUUGGAAGGUCUUUCGACUCGUCUUCGAAAGAGCAACCUCAGAGAAGAUCGAAAAGAAGAUCAAUCGACAGAUGCGCCGGGUGAUCUGUAAGUUAGCUCAAAAGCAUAAACUGUCUUGGGAAGGCCGCGAAAAGUCCACUAUGUUUGUGGAGGACUUGACUGUGGUCGUGGAAACGGCCAUUAGCACGACGAAGAAAAAAUUUGGACACGGUCGGCAUCGCAUCGAGCUGUGCCUUUUCUUGCAAUUGGCUGGGCUCACAGCCAACCGCCCUCAAGCAGUGCUGAGCCUGCGGUAUCGCCAUAUCCGAGUCAGUCUGCUCCGAGAUCCGCAGGGCGGCCCUCACAGAAUCGUGAUCGAAUUCAAAUUUGAAUACACGAAGGGAUUUCUCGGCGCCAAGGACGAAAAUACAUAUAUCCUGCCGGAGAUUAUAUUUGACCCGUCGCUUGUUCUCAGUCCCCAUGUCUUCUUGCUGGGGCUGCUUUUUGCGGACCGUGCCUUCAAGAGAGUUGAAGGGGAGGAGGUCCUAACAUCCGCAGAACAGCUUCCUCGCUUACAUAUUCGGGAUGGGUGCAACGAGCUUCCGUUGCUGCUUGAUCCCGCUCUGGCCGACGUACCAGUUUUUCGGCAGACCGAGCGAACACUGCAAGGAAUCGGGAUUUCGACCGAUAAAUGUUUGCCUUACUCAACUCUUCUUCCCUGGGUUAAAAGUAUUGGUAUCAUUACUGGGUUCCGACAAGUUGCCCGUCCUUAUAGUCUUCGAUACGGGGCUGGGAAGGCGUUAGAUAACAGCGGAGCUGUGAGUGACUCACUUCGCAACCUGAUCAUGCACCACGCCGAUACUCGCACCUUUCUAAAGUACUACCUCGAUCGACGGAUUGACAAGAACCUUGCUGCCAUUAUCCGAGGUCUGAAUCCAGAUGAUGAUAUCAUGCAUGCAGCUUGUCGAAUGAGCCGGACCAUUGACCCUGACCGCCCACAAGAAUUGACGACUGCCCAAUCCACCUCAGUCAACGAGUGGCCCGAAAUAUCUGUCCUCAUCCAGCGUCGUGAUGAACUUCGCCAACAACUAGGCCGUCCGCUCUCACACCACCGGGGAACGGCCAGUUGUGAAAGCUCUCAAAAGCUGAAGCAAGAGCUUAACAGCGCAAGGGAACGGGCUAGAAACGCAUUGUUGUCGCAGCUUCAGCAGAAAUACGAUCAAGAGCAGCCUAUGUUGGAAGUACAGCGGCAGCUGUCCGAGACUAAACUGGUUGAAUCAGUGACGGCAAAACUACGACACACAGAGGAGCUACCCGAGCCUCAGAAACGAUUGAUCGAGCGUCUUUUAAUUCUGCCAUCGCCGACAUUGGACCAAGAAAUGUGUCGGCGCACUGAAGCUAUUGAUGCUGUUGCCGCUUACUGUCAAUUUGAGGAAGGUAUCACAUGCCGUUUGCCACAGAAUAAACGGGUUGAAAGCUAUGUGGCCGAGCGCGGUUUUCUCGAUAAUCAGAAGCCGGAAAGUGAAGCUGAGGUCCCGACUAAAUCAGCAAGCCCACUCGAAAAUGCUAUUCAAUCUGUCACAGAGGAUCAUCGACCCUUGUUUUGCUUUAUUUGUGUGGGGCAGCAAAAUCUAGCCCUCAAGAAGCGUGUGCAACAAUUCUCAUCGCAUGGAGAUGUUUCGAAGCAUAUCAAGCGAAAGCAUCUACAGAACCUCGCAUCAAGCACUGUUAUUGCAUGUAAUGUUUGCGAUAAAAGGUUUGCAGAAGUCAUGCACUUUCAGCGUCACGCUAGUGAUUCUCACUCGACUGUGACGGGGCCUCUAUGGCGCACAGUCUCCAAGUAA
Aspergillus thermomutatus is the source of this 2817-nucleotide messenger RNA. RefSeq names its product DUF3435 domain-containing protein. The transcript has 6 exons. The record is from RefSeq and is a predicted model, not a curated record. Bases 1 to 2817 code for a protein of 938 amino acids. Lineage: Eukaryota; Fungi; Ascomycota; Eurotiomycetes; Eurotiales; Aspergillaceae.